AAUUACAGAAUUGUAAAACAGGCCACAAAAAUUUAAAUUUACUCGCCUGAAGCUCCAUCCAUUCACACGUCUACUACUCCCUCCAGUCAUCCUUCUCAUUGUAUGGAUUUGAUCUCCAUUUCUUCAGUGUAUACAUUCAUAGAGUUAGAGUUAAAAGAAGAGAGUAGAAGCUCAAGCCAUUGAGAACACAGCUAAGAGCCUAGUAGGGUUUUCUUAGAACUGGAAAAAAGAAAAACCCAUAAUCCUCUCUCAACCAAAGGGGAAAAAGGCAUAGGUAUUAUCUGUCUUUCGUUGCUUCCAAUGCUGAGAGAUAUAUAGGCGAGGAGCACCAAAAUGUCGGCUAUAGUGAAUUUCAGAUCGGAUGAUCCAGCUGGAAAUUCGAGAUCUCGAAGUCGGUUUUCACUAGGUUAGCUUCGAAUUCCGCGACCCUAAUGUGCAUGACAGUGUGAUGUCUACUGUUAUGUAUCAGAGUUGCAGCUAAUAUGUUGUGUUUUGAGGUGAAAGUGGCAUAGGUAAAUCUCGAGCUUUCCUCCCUGCGUAAGAAGAAAAUGGAACUGGACACACUUCUUGAUUAUGCAUCAUUUCAACUGUCACCCAAGCGAACACGAUGCGAACUAUUUGUUACCGCUAAUGGAAAGACUGAAAAACUGGCAUCAGGGUUAGUGAAGCCCUUUAUCAGUCAGUUGAAAUUUUCUGAAGAGCAGGUUGCAUCAUCAGCUAGUUUUAUUAAACUUGAGGUUGGGGGGCAGAGAAGUGUCAAAUCAUGGUUCACAAAAGGGACACUUGAUAGGUUUGUCAAAUUUGUUAAUACACCAGAGGUAAUGGAGCUUGUCAAUACCUAUGAUGCUGAACUAUCGCAACUUGAAUCAGCUCGGAGAAUAUAUUCACAGGAAACAGGAGAUCAGGGAUUUUCUGAUAAUGGCGUGUCCUCAAACACAUCAGCAGCUGAUGCAACAAAGAAGGAGCUAUUGAAAGCCAUUGAUGUGAGGCUAUCAGCAGUUCAACAGGACUUAAUUACAGCUUCAUCUCGUGCUACAGCUGCUGGUUUCAAUCUAGACACAGUUGCAAAACUUCAAAGUUUUUCAGCCCAAUUUGGUGCUUACCGAUUAAAUGAAGCAUGCUCAAAAUUUAUAUCAUUGUGCAAGAAAAGGCCACACCUAAUCAACCAAUGGAAGCCAGGUGGAGCAGAUGAACAUGCAGUAAGAUCCUCAUAUGGAUCAGAUAUGUCCCUAGAUGAAGACCCUCCUACUCCAGAACAACAAUGCACCAUGUUUCCCCCAAUCGGUCAAAACCAGGAUGCAGUGCAUCAGCAAUCCCGUCCUCACCUUGAUCAAUCCAGAUCUUUUAGUAAUCAAUCGUUAAAACCCUCUUCUGUUGUCUUUCAGAGUGGAAAAAAAGAUUUUGAUGAAACUCAGGAGACUCCUAUGAGCCGGAACAUCAGACGGCUAAGUGUGCAGGAUCGUAUCAACAUGUUUGAGAACAAGCAGAAGGAGAGUUCAGGGAGUGGGGGGAAGCCAAGCACGGGAAAAUCUGUGGAGCUUAGAAGGAUGUCCUCUGAUGUCUUGGUUUCCCCGCCCGUAGUUGCGGAGAAGACAGUAUUAAGGAGAUGGAGUGGGGUUAGUGACAUGAGCAUAGAGUUGAGCAGUGAAAAGAAGGAUGGUGAGAGUCCUUUGUGCACCACCCCAUCUUCUGCAUAUGUUUCCAAGUCCAAGCCUGAAGACGAAGCGAAACCAGACCAAGCAAAAUCACUUAAUAAGAUGGAAUUUCAAAGUGUGCCAGAUCGAGCUGGUGAUAUCAGGGUGAAAGAACAUGAAGACUUGAAAUUGCAUAAUCAAUAUUCUAAUGAGAAGGAAGAAUCAAAACUGUCAACUGCUUCUCACAAGAAGGUAGAAGCAUCUGAAUCUAGUUACUCAAAGUCUUAUAAUUCGACCACCGUAGAGUCCAAUGGGCAAAAAGAUAAAACUGGUGAGAAGCCCAAGUCAAUUUUGUAUUCAACUAAACCAGGGAACAAUUUGAAAGAGAUACCCGAAUCUCAAGGGUUGUCUGCAUCAUUGCCUUGGGAUAAUAAAACUAGAAAAGUUGAUGUAACUAAUAAAGGAAAGUCCACAGUUAGUCAGGGCAGUGAUGGCACUAUUGAGCCUCAGAAGACAGAAGUUCAUGCAUCUCAUGUCACUGCUUUGAAGGACGAAAUCUCUUCGCCAGAGCAGUUUGGAGCUUCUACCAGACAGGCAAGUUAUGAUGAUGCAACCCACCAUAUAGUGCAUCACAGUCAUGAGACUCAAUCAAGGGAUGAAUUGGCCGUGUCUAACUCAAGAGACUCAAGACUCAAGGCUCCUCAGAAAACUAAAGAGGACUUUGGGCCUUUGGAAAGUGGUUCCCUCUCAAGAGCCUUUUUAACCCCUCAAGGCAAAGGGCUUGAAGGAGAUCCAUUUAAUUCUCAAUACAGAUCUCAAUCAUAUGCAGAAUCUGAGAAGAAAAAGGUAGAUUUGGCUGAAAAGGUAGAUGCUAAUUCUGGACCAAAAGUUGUCAAUUCAGCAGGGUUUCCAAUUAUGAAGUCGAAGAAGCAAGUUGUAGGUGCUGAUGGGAAAAACAACUCACAAGAUUGCAUAGAAGAGAUGAGAACUGUUUCCAUAAAUAUCAAUCAGUCUGCCCCUGCUGAAAUGGUAGCAGAGGCACAGGAGGGAUCUAUGUCAUUUUUUUCAACCCCUGUCCAACAAGUUCAGAGGGUACGGCUAUCCAAGGGAAACCAGGAACUCAAUGAUGAGUUAAAGGUCAAGGCAAAUGAGCUUGAGAAGCUCUUUGCUGAACAUAAGCAGUCAAAUCCUGCCCGCAAAACCAAGCCUACUGAAAUACCAGCCCCACAACAAGCAAAUUCAUUGCAUACUGGUCCUGCAGCAGAUAAUACUUCUGUCCAGUACCCAGACAAAAACACGGUAACUGGAGCAGCUGUGACUUCUUCAAGUGGCUUGGUAAACAUUGAUAAUAAAGGGUGUACAGAUGUUCUAAGCAAGGGUGUCUCUGAGCUUUGUGCUUCAGAAGGUUCUCGAGGAAAAUCCUAUGCGACAUAUACGCGGAUAAGAGAUGCAAAACUAAGGAAAGAAUGGAAUUCUAAGCGAAAUGAAAAGGAAGCAAAACUAAAGGCUAUGCAUGAAAGCCUAGAAAAGACUAGAGCCAAGAUGAAAGCUAAGUUUUCUGGAUGUUCAUAUAAGGACGAUUCUGUUUCUACUCUGCACCGACGUGCAGAAAGACUAAAGACUUUUGAUAGCAGGUCAAUUUUGAGGAGAGAAAAGCAACAUUUGGAUUUUGAUCAACAUGAAAAUGAAUGCAUGACCAAAUUUUCCGAGGAGAAUCAGUAUGGAGAAGGAAGGUAUCCGAGUGAGACAAGUGAUGCAUUUCUUGAGGAUGAUGCUUCUACAGGCAGUCAAGUUCAAAAGCCUCUGCCAGCUAAAGCUUCUACAAGGCCAGCUAUCAAAGGUACUAUUAAUAGCAAUCCUGGCAGGAGAAAAUCCCAAUCCGAAAACCCCCUGGCACAAUCUGUCCCUAACUUCUCAGACAUGGGAAUAGAGACCACAAAGAUUUCCUCUGCAGUGGGACAAACAGCACGUUCCCAACUUAAAAACUACGCUCGCAACAAACAUAAUAGUGAAGAUGACAUGGCCGUUAAGGAGGAGAAAUCUUGGAGAUCACAUUUGCUAAGAAAGAGCACCAUAAAUCAGGGAGAGUUUGGUGAGGCAUCUAUUUUGGACUCUGAAGAUGUUUUGACGCUUAAAAUUGACAAGAUUAUUGAUAAAGUGAGGAACAAUGUGGACUCAAGGAUUUUCCACAGCAAGGGUAAAAGUGCAUCAGAUAGUGGUGCCAGGGUCGGGGUCCCAAAACAGAGAAGAUUUAUAGGGUGUCAGAACACACAAAGUGACGGGGAAUACAAUGAUGCAGUAGUACAUUUGUCUAACAGCCCAAUCAAAGAUGGAGAGGACAUGCUUGAGGAUACAGAGCAUAUCUCUAACAUGGGUAAAAGGGAUUCAAUAUUGAGCCACGAAUCAGAAAAAUCUUCUGAUUUUGGAUCAGAGAGUGGUGGUGAUCUUGUGAGGUCAUUUUCCCAUUUUAACCCUAUAUUGGCAUCUGAAUUCACACCUUCCAUGCUGGACUCUGCUGAACCACUGCAAGAUGGACAAAGCCCUGUGUCGUGGAAUUCACAUGCUCCUCAUCAGUUUUCCUAUUCUAAUGAGAUGUCUGAUGUUGAUGCCUAUGUGGACUCCCCCCCAGCGGAAAGCCUUGCUUCAUGGAAUUCUCAUUCACUAAGCCAAACAGAAUCUGAUGCUGCUAGAAUGAGGAAAAAGUGGGGAACUGUUCAGAAACCUUUGCUGGUUUCCACUUCUUCCAACAAUCAGCCCCGCAAAGAUAUGACUCGAGGGUUCAAGAGAUUAUUAAAAUUCGGAAGGAAACCCCGUGGAGCGGAAAGUUCCGUUGACUGGAUUUCUGCCACUACUUCUGAAGGAGAUGAUGAUACCGAAGAUGGACGUGAGCCUGCCAAUCGUUUGUCGGAUGAUAUGAUGAAGAAAUCUAGGAUGGGUGUUUUGCAAGGUCACCCUUCUGAUGACAAUUUCAAUGAACACGAGUUCUUUGCUGAGCAAGUACAAACAGUGCGCGGUUCGAUACCGGCUCCUCCUGCUAAUUUCAAACUGAGGGAUGAUCAUUUGUCUGGAAGCUCAUCGCUAAAAGCUCCAAGAUCAUUUUUUUCCUUGCCGACCUUCCGUAAUAAGGGAAAUGACUCAAAGAUCAGAUAAUGACACUCCCAAACAGAUAGGAAUGACGGGGAUAUGAUGUGCAAGCGGUGUUGAGGGGUACAAUAAUGCAAAUACUCUUUUGUAUAUCACAGUAAUAGUUAUUCUUAUUAUUUUGUUUCUUUGUGCAUUCUAUCCAUGUAGAGUUACUUUCAGUCAAUAUUUGUAUUAAUGAGAAAACAAAAUUUCAAUUGGGGGAAUAUCUAUGCAAUUUUGGCUUUGCAAGGCUUCAUUUUUUCGCUACAUGUA
Cuscuta europaea is the source of this 5030-nucleotide messenger RNA. NCBI's taxonomy places the organism in Eukaryota, Viridiplantae, Streptophyta, Magnoliopsida, Solanales, Convolvulaceae. The record is from the annotation of a GenBank genome assembly.